AUGCAGUCAGCAAAAGAACUGGGCUCUGCACUGGGAUUAAUCGAUCAAUCAUUGCUAUGUUUGUUCCCAUUGAUGAAAGUCACUGCAGACUCUGACUCAAAGACAAUUGCGCGAGCUCCCCUUACAUGGCUCCGAGACAACUGUCGUGGUAACAGCGUUGCACGGUCUCUGCUGCAACCCAACUCCCUCUGCCAACCACACAAUACUAAUCAUUUGGGCGCCUUACCACAAGCUCCGUUCACUCUCCAUUGCCCUCCUGUUUGCCCCCUUCCCGCCCGAGCCACUACUGCGAUGGCCACUGCGUCUGCAGAUUGGUACUCGAGGCAGAUUGCCUUCGGUGAACCACCACAGAGCUCGACACAUCAGAAAAACGGCCUCCAGUCGUCGAUCGCCGACCUUACCUCCGAAGCCGAAGAUAUCAUUAUGGAAGGCUCCAUUUUGACGCUGCCGCCUGAACUUGUCCAGCAGAUUUUGUCUUAUCUUUCAGCGCAAGAGCUGGCUCGUGUAGCCGUCACAUGUCGCUCUCUCGCUGAGCACGUCGACAACGAGCUGCUGUGGUUAAAUCUGAUCAACUCUUAUUUACCCGAGCCGAUCCAUGACCCUGGUCUGUUCGACUCCUUUCGUAGCCUCUACAUUGCCCACCAUCCCUGUUGGUUUAUUCCGAAGCAUAAAAUCUGGUUCUCCGACACCGAGCAUACGGGAAAUCUGAUUCUGGCGCGCUAUGAUCAUCGGCGAGGAGUCAUCGAGGCAUACCGGGUGAUCGCAGAGCGCCGCUCUCACCAGUUCCAAAUAUGGGACUGGAACCCAGACGUGAUCAUCCAGAGCUUCGAUCCCAGGCGCGAGGGGCGGCCACACUAUCUGCACGGCGAGAUUCGCAUGCCGAUGCCUCUGGAGAUGCAGCAUGUCUUCAAUGCAUUCUCACCCUGCUCCAAAUAUCUGCCGCCAAACCUCGAUGCCAGUAAACAGUGGCCACCACCGACGAUUCCAAGUACUCACCGAGUCUAUCGCGACGUGGAACUGCAGUUACCGGACUGGGAGCGUAACCCUCGACGGCUGGAGGAGAUGUCCGAGUACGGGUUCCGGAUCCGGAGAUGGGCGCAUUUCCGGCUAGGGAUUCCUAUAUUCACGGCAGGGCGCAACGAGACCCUCUCGACCUUCGCCACGCUUGACCCCGAAGUGUAUACGCCGACUGAGCGCAAACCCUAUCAAGGCAUUUGGGUCGGCGAUUAUUCAGCCCAUGGGUGCGAGUUUCUGCUCAUCCUCCAACGCGACCGCCGGAAUGAAUCGCCUAGCGCGGCCCAGCCGUCUGAUGGCGACGAGCCGACGCUGCAGGGCAGCCUAGAGGCUGUCAAAUUAACAGGUGAUCCUAAUGUACCCCGUGGGGAGAUCUCGUUCGCAGCGGACGAAAUCGGGCCUGAAGGCCUGGUGCGUAUCGCCGACGAAGGCCUUUUCCAAGGGGCAAGGAUUGUGCGCAGCCGAGGCCAUGUGGCGGGCCUCGGCUUCCGUGAUGACACGUUUAUCUCCUCCCAGCUGAUCCUACUUUCAACAGACUGUGUGGCUCAUUAUUGGGAAACGAUGGGCCAUAUUUCUUACUACCGCCGACUCGAUAUAGAUGCCCUCCUACAAACGUGA
Aspergillus saccharolyticus JOP 1030-1 is the source of this 1632-nucleotide messenger RNA. RefSeq names its product F-box protein. The transcript is spliced from 4 exons. Bases 1 to 1632 code for a protein of 543 amino acids. Gene Ontology annotation, molecular function: protein binding. Lineage: Eukaryota; Fungi; Ascomycota; Eurotiomycetes; Eurotiales; Aspergillaceae. The record is from RefSeq and is a predicted model, not a curated record.